GACUGCUUCCAAAAGUCAUCAAACCGAUAUUAACGGUUAAUAAGCACCGGUAGCUAAGUAACGAUUUUAAAAGAGGAACAACCCAGCCUGAGAAGACUUUAGGGAGUAAUUUCGUUGCUGGUUUGGACCGGGUUGAGCUCCAACUGUGAGGUGUGAUCAUUGUCACAAAGCCUGUGUUUGUGUGUGUGUACACAGUGGGGUAGCAACAGUAGGAUGAGCUGCCCAAGAGCCGUCACAGUCUGCAGGGACUGACAUACAACACUGCAAACACUACAGUUUUGACCACAAAUGAAAUUCUGAUGGAACUCCACCAGAUCUGAUCUGCUGCAGUCGAUGCAGUCUUCCAGAGGCCCUCCCUCCCUGUGGCUGAGAAACCAGCAGCAGCAUGUCCCGCAUCUCCUCCACCGCCAAGCGCUACGCUGGCCCCUCCUACACCAGCCACUACAGCUCCUACAGCUCCCUGAACCCGGGCCUUAGCUCCUACAGCGAGCGUGACAGGGUGUCCUCCUAUAAGUCCCCCAACUCCUCCUCCACCUCCUCCUCAGGUUACUCCUCCUCCAGCUACCUGAGCAGCUCUGCGGCCCGAAGCCGCAACUACAGCACCUCUUCAGACCCCGACCCCGACCGUGGGCGCACCAUCCCACGCACGGACAUCCUUGGAAGCAGCAGUAGCAGCAGCAGCCGCCGGAGUAAGAGCCUCAGCAGGACCCCUGUUAAGACCUAUGGUGGGUCAGGGCUGAGUGGGGGGUCGACCUACACGGGCUCCAGCUCCUACUCUUCGCCCUCGGCCCAGAUCAGCUACCUCUAUUCUUCACCGGCCACCUCGAGCAUCUCGCUCAGCCGACGAAAAUCCGUAUCCCAGAGUGACUUGAGCAGGGACCUGGCCUCUCUGGUCCUCAAUGACACCUCCACCUCCUCCUCCUCUCCUUCCUCCACCGCGUCCUCUUCCACUAGUGCCCUGCGGAGCUACCGCAGUCGGACCAGCAAUGUGGCCAACUCGUACGGCACCAGCUCUCGCCCAGGAUACUCGGGUCUGUCCAGGAGCUCUACUCAGGAGGCCCUCUCCCGAAGCUCCACCCAGGAGGCCUUCAGCAGCAGCAGCAGCAGCAGAGCAUACAGCUCUUCGACAUGGGAGUCGAGCACUAACGGCCUGUCUGACUCUCCCACCAGGGACUCCAUGAAUUCAAAGAGUGCUCAAGGCCUGGUGGGAUUAAAGAACCUUGGAAACACUUGUUUCAUGAACAGUAUCCUGCAGUGUCUCAGCAACACACAAAGCCUGCGAGACUACUGCCUGCACAACUCGCACCGCAGAGACCUUAACAACAACAGCCGCACCAACACAGCCCUCAUGCAAGAAUUUGCCAAGCUGAUUCAGACCAUGUGGACGUCGUCCAGCAGCGAGGCGGUCAGCCCGUCUGAAUUCAGAACUCAGAUCCAGAGAUAUGCGCCCAGAUUCGUCAGAUACAGCCAACAGGAUGCUCAGGAGUUCUUACGAUUCCUCCUGGACGGUCUUCACAACGAGGUCAACAGGGUCACUGUCAGGCCGAGAGGCACAGCAGAGGACUUUGACCACCUGCCGGAUGAAGAGAAGGGGAGAAAGAUGUGGAGCAAGUAUCUGGAGAGAGAAGACAGCAAGAUUGUCGACCUGUUUGUGGGGCAGCUGAAGAGCUCUCUGACCUGCAGGCACUGUGGUUUCUGCUCCACUGUCUUCGACCCGUUCUGGGAUCUCUCUCUACCCAUCGCCAAGGCAGGCUACUGCGAAGUGAGUCUGAUGGACUGCAUGCGGCUCUUCACCAAAGAAGACAUCCUGGAUGGAGACGAGAAGCCAAUGUGCUCCAGGUGUGAAGUCCGGAGGGUUUGUGCAAAGAAGUUCACAAUACAGAAGUUCCCAAAGAUCUUAGUGCUGCACCUAAAACGCUUCUCUGAGGGACAGCGAACAGGAAAACUGUCUACCUUUGUGAACUUCCCUGUGACAGAUUUGGACCUGCGGGAGUUUGCAUCUCAAAGCAGCAUAAAUGCAGUGUACAACCUGUAUGCAGUGUCCAACCACUCAGGCACCACCACGGGAGGUCACUACACGGCCUACUGUCGCAACCCCACCUCGGGAGAAUGGUACACAUUCAAUGACUCCAGGGUAACACCGAUGUCCUCCUCCCAUGUGUGCAGCAGCGACGGCUAUGUCCUCUUCUACGAGCUGGAUGAGAAGCUACCCGGAGGACGGCGGUCCGUGCUCUGAUGACGGACAAAAUGAUAUAAAGAUGCUCUUGUUGGUGAUGACAGGCCUGCUGUGGAUUUGUAUUUGGACUCGUAUCACAAACACAAAAACACAUAAAGGCACACACACCCACCAGCCUGGAUUUUCUGGAAACCACAGGAACCUGAUGAACCAGCCCUGCUCUCCGUCUCCGUCUUUACUCUCCUGUCCUGCUCGUUUUGCGUGGAGGUGUGUGUGUGUUUUCUGUGUGCGUGUUGUGUGCAAGUGAGUGAGGCUGACACAGGGCAAUAAUCUCAUACGACAGCUGACAGGUGAAUCUCCAUCUCAGAAAUCCCUCUCUAUGCACUGCAAACCGAACUCUCACCCCGACCGCGCCUUCGCUUUGUUUUCCUUCGAUCUUCUUGUUUGCCUCGAACUAUUUAAACUGACAUGAUGCGUUAAUUUUUUUUCUGCUUUGGAUUUACGUUGUUUUUAUGUUUAUGUUUUGUUUAUCACAUCAUCAUCACACUGACUGCUAAGGGUCUCGAGGAGCUGACAGCCCACCGGCCUGCUCGCACUGCAACACUCCCACGUCUUCGUCGACGUCUUUCACUCUUCUUCUUUUUCUACAAGUGGUCGGGAGGCUGGUGGCACUGUGAGCGUCACGUGAUUCAGAGGACGACACCUCAAACGUGUUUUAUUUAAUUUGUUUCUCCCAAGUGUGGCUGCUACUGAUGUUUUCAAAGUGCUGUGAAUGGAUGAAUGAACCGUCCAGUGCAGAUCUUCAAAGGACUAACAAUGAAAAAAUGGUAUCAAAUCUCAUUGUCAGCAUGGGGUCUUUACUUUCUCUCUUGUUUCAUGCCAUUGAACAACACGAAAGAAUGUUUUAAAGACAAAUAACACACUAUAUCUGUAUAUUUUUAUAUCCUGAUGCAAUAUAGAGAAUGUACUAUUCAAUGGUGCUGAAAAUUGACCCAUAACUGUUUUCAGUCGGUUUAUUUCCCACGUUUCAAGAGAGAAAAAGAGUUAUUAUUUAUGCUUACAGGUGAUAAUGUGAUGAGUCACACUUUUUAGCAGUGGCAGUCAAACACAUGAGUAUAUAAAUAUAUAUAUGAAUUAAAAGUUAAAACAGUG
Cheilinus undulatus (humphead wrasse) is the source of this 3328-nucleotide messenger RNA. RefSeq names its product ubiquitin specific peptidase 2a (gene usp2a). The transcript has 15 exons. Gene Ontology annotation, molecular function: cysteine-type deubiquitinase activity. Lineage: Eukaryota; Metazoa; Chordata; Actinopteri; Labriformes; Labridae. The coding region runs from base 386 to 2236 and encodes 616 amino acids. Gene Ontology annotation, cellular component: cytoplasm. The record is from RefSeq and is a predicted model, not a curated record. Gene Ontology annotation, biological process: protein deubiquitination.